GCCAUUGGUACUUCAGACGGGGACGAACAUCGUGAUGGGCUUCUGUAUUAGGUCUGCACUUCCAUCGUACCGUACACAUGUUGGGUAAGGACCCUGGACAGGGAGAUACAUUUUCCACGAGAGGACUUCAAGCCGACGUCACAACCCCACAAAGUAGCCAAUCGACAUACAAUUCCCCUCAUCACUCGUCAGGCGCACUAGCCAAUCAGGAACCGCAGAGGAUCAUGAGGGUUCGAGCCGAGCCAACCAAUCAGCCGUCAUGUUGGGGCAUUCUGGAUGUAAAUGAAGUAAGGUAAAAACCAGCUUACCUCCAGGGCCGUUAUAGUCAGAACCAGUCCGACCGACGAAGGUGGGAUGGACGUCGGUACUCCAGCUACGAUGUCUCUCAACGACAGCCAGUCCACAAUGAUGGUGUGGAACGAUUCGGUCUGGGAGUGGGAGGACCUGAACUCCACCUUCAACACAACUUUUUCCGGCGACAGCAGUGCCCGGGAGUCCCCGUCCACGACGUGGCUCGUCCUGACGGGGUUGGUGCUGUCCCUGCUCAUCCUCGUGGCCAUACUGGGCAACGCCAUGGUCCUGCUAGCCUUCAUCAAGGACCGGCGCCUCUGCACGCCUGCCAACUACCUCAUCGUGUCCAUGGCUGUAGCCGACUUACUGGUCUCCGUGUCGGUCAUGCCGCUGAACGCUACCUAUGAGCUGAUGCAGACGUGGAGACUGGGCCGGCCCGCCUGUGACCUGUGGAUCUCCCUGGACGUCACCUCCUGCACGGCCUCCAUCUUGUCUCUCUGUGUCAUCGCCCUGGACCGCUACUGGGCCAUCACAGACGCCGUCAAGUACAUGCACCAGCGAACCACCCGCCGUGCUGUGGUGAUGGUGGCUCUGGUGUGGGUGGCGUCGCUAUGCAUCUCGGUCCCCCCGCUGUUCGGCUGGCGCACGGCGCAGGACGUGGCAGACCCGCUUGUCUGCAGGAUAUCGCAGGACUAUGGCUACACCAUCUUCUCGACUUUCGGCGCCUUCUACGUCCCCUCGGCAGUCAUCCUGGUGGUGUACUGGAAGAUCUUCCGGGCGGCCCAGCGGCGGAUCCGGGUGCGGGUCGGUGCUCAGGUCCCGCCGGCCAGACGGAACAAGCCCCGGCCCUCGGAUGAUGACACCGCCGCCGAAUCACGCCCCACUGCUCCUCCGCGCCAGAACCGACGUCAGGAGAACGGCCAGGACCGAGCAGACAUCAACGUCAAGGUCAUCUCCGUCCAGCCCGCUGGCCACAGCCCACACCACUCCACCACCACAACGGCGACCACACCCGAGCCGCAGGCGGGCGGAUCUUCUGACAAAUUUGCUUCGAUGGAGGUGUACUCGUCAAAGGCGACCUCUUCGAAGGGAGCAGCCUACGAGGAGCGGUUCUCCAAGGCACCCUGCGUGGCCACCGUGUCAGAAGGCAUCGCCGUGAUGGAGCGCGCCUCCGACGGCUUCAACAGCGCGCAGAACCUCAAGAAGAAGAUCGUCUUCUCCAAGGAGCGGCGAGCCGCCAAGACGCUGGGCAUCAUCACCGGCGUGUUCAUCGUGUGCUGGCUGCCGUUCUUCCUGGUGGCCCUGAUCGAGCCGUUCUGCGCCAGCUGCGACAUCUCCAACCUGACCAGGAGCGUCAUCACCUGGCUGGGGUACGCCAACUCCGCCAUGAACCCCGUCCUCUACGGCUUCGUCAACAAGGACUUCCAGAAGGCCUUCCAGAAGAUCUUCAGAAGAAGAAACAACAACUAAUGAACUGUGACUUCCUUUUGACAGUAAUACGACGCUAGUCCCGUGGCUUUUAUGUUAUUGGUUCAUCAUUCUCUGUGUGCAUAAAGUACCUUUGUUUCCGUAUAUCAUUAUCAAUUGGUCAGGAAAUGCUAUUAGAUGACAUAAGUUGCUUCUCUUUCUAAAUGUUCAAUUAGAUCUUAGGGAUCAUGGUCACGUUAUCAUGUACAGAAUAAUCUGAUAAUAGUGCCAGAAAUAGUCUUUGAUUCUGUGUUGUUUCCUGGAAUUAAGUUAAAGUACAAGAUAAUGUCAGUUGCACUGAGAGAAAUAUAAUUUCAGUUCCAUAGAGAAACAUAGCCGAAGUAUCUAAACAGAAACUUUUCUUGUUGUAGUCGAUAGUAGACACAGAUUGUAUAUUUGCUACUUAUUGUGCGUAAGAUUAUACUGUAGCUUUCGUCUAUAUGAGUGAAUGCCGCAUUGUGAUAGCUUAUCAGUACAGUUUUGAUACGGUGAAUCUGUGUCGGUCGACGGUGCACUGUUGCAGCACUUGCACCUCCACUCGGACAACUUCUAGCCGUUCUUUUUCUCAUUUGCACGACCUACAGCAUAAAUUGGCACAUGUGUGAGUGGACAAAGUUUUAUUAAGUAUCCAUAAGGUGAGGAUGUACGUCGUUUGUAUUGUUGACAUGGGGCCUUGAUGGUAUCAUCAUCUC
Messenger RNA from Branchiostoma belcheri (Belcher's lancelet), 2450 nucleotides. Its product is annotated as 5-hydroxytryptamine receptor 1B-like. The record is from RefSeq and is a predicted model, not a curated record. Bases 355 to 1761 code for a protein of 468 amino acids. Gene Ontology annotation, biological process: adenylate cyclase-activating adrenergic receptor signaling pathway. NCBI's taxonomy places the organism in Eukaryota, Metazoa, Chordata, Leptocardii, Amphioxiformes, Branchiostomatidae. Gene Ontology annotation, molecular function: neuropeptide Y receptor activity. The transcript has 6 exons. Gene Ontology annotation, cellular component: membrane.